UGAGGAGAGGCCCAGGCCGCACGCGCGGGCCCAUCCCAUGAGAUGGGCCGGUCCAUCAGCGGCGUCUCUGUGGCUGAGUUGGAUCUGCUUCUGCACCCAGCGUCAGGCCCAAUCUAGGGGUAGGUCGCAUCGCAACCGCGCCCAGUCAGCAAUUACGUUGACGACCCCCGGGGCCCUGACUGGCGGGUCGGCAUGGGGAAGCUCAAUUUCGUCUGGGUUGUUCCGUCGUUGAACUUCUCUCGGUUCGAUGAACAUUUUGUAGCUUUCCACACUUACCGAUCACUCUGAACCGACGCAAGAGAGGAAGAGAAAAAAACGCAAGCAGCGGCAGAACAAAGAGUGAAACGCCACGAAAACCCCGGUAUCCAUACACUGUCAAUGGCAUCACAAAGGUAGCCCCGUUGGUCUCCAUUCGCCCCCCUGAACUGAGACACCAACGGUGCGGCGCGCUCCGUCACCACCGAACCAUCACCACCACCACCCCCACCGCCUCCGACAGAUAUCUUCACCAAUAGUCCCGACAGCCGAUCAGCCGACUUCGCUGUUCUCUCGCCCCGUACCGUCUGUCUGUCUGUCUGUCAAGGACCAGCAGAACUGCAAGAAAGGAAGUAAGAAACCUCCCAGACCCGAUGCCGGCCGACUUCCCCUCGGCGGCCGCGGCCCUGUCCGCCUCCCCCGAACGACGGUCCUCGGUCGAUCCCACGUCGAACCCGCCGCCGCCAUGGGCCCAACGGCCACCCCGAUCAAGCCGCCGCCACUCCCGAACCGUGCAGAGCAAGCAGCCCUUCUCCGCCACCGUCAUCCGCGCCGUCUCGAGCCUCUCGCGCCAGCUGUGGACCAUAUUCCUGCGGCUGCCCCGGAUCCAGCAGGCGGCCAUCGUCGUGGCCGCCAUCUCGCUCCCCAUAUUCUCCGUCCUCUUCCUGCUGUACAGCCACGCCAUCUUCACGUGGCUGGGGCCCGUGGCCAAGGCCUGGCGCGGCCUGCCCGGCGGCUGGCUCAUCAUCUGGGCCAUGGCCUUCGCCAGCGCCUUCCCGCCCAUGAUCGGCUACAGCACGUCCAUGACCCUCGCGGGCAUGGUCUACGGCUUCCCGCUCGGCUGGCCCAUCGCCGCCUCGGCCACCGUCGCCGGCUCCACGGCCGCCUUCAUGACCAGCCGCGGCAUCUUUAGCGGCUACGUCCAGUCGCUCGUUGGCACCGACAAGCGAUUCGUCGCCCUCAGCCAGGUCCUCCGGCGGGAUGGUCUGCUUGUCCUCACCGGGGUGCGGUUCUGCCCUCUCCCAUACAGUCUCAGCAAUGGCUUCCUUUCUACGAUACCGAGCAUCCGGCCGUGGUCGUUUGCGCUAGCUACUGCGUUUGUUAGCCCAAAACUCCUCAUACACGUCUUUAUCGGCAGCCGACUCGCAAAGCUGGCGGAGGAGGGCGACAAGAUGGCCUUCAGCGACAAGAUGGUCAACUACACUGGCAUGGGGCUCUCAGCCGUGGUGGGCGGCGUCGUGGGCUUGGUGGUGUACCGGCGCACGAUGGCGCGGGCGGCGGAGCUGGCCCGCGAGGAGCGGCAGCAGCAGGGCCCCCCGUUCGACGAGGAAGACGAGGGUGGGUACGAGGACAGCGAUGCGGGCAGCGGCCACCGCCGCGGCCGCAAUGGCGAACAGUCCGAGCUUAUGUCGGUGCUCAUGAACCCGGACGACGUCGAGGCAGCGGCGCUGAUGGACGACGACGACAUCUCGCUAUGGGGCGUGGACGAUUACGAGCUGGACCGCGGGCCGUCGGCGGAGAGUCGCUUUGCCGACGAGGAGGCUAUACUCGAGGGCAAUGGGUUCAGGGCGGGCCGGCGGUCUCAAAGAUAAGCCAUAUCCGCUCCACUCAGAGGGCUUGGAAGGAGGCGGAAGGGGGGAGUCCACGAGUACGGCUUGGUGGCAGUGAAUGUGGAGUAUGAUUGUGGGAGCGGGUUCGAUCCGCGGUGAUGUCUUGUUUUUUGUCCAUGUCUUUUUAUCCAUGGCUCAUUUCUACGGAAUUCCUGCAUGCAACGGCGUUGGGGGUUUGUGGUCUUUUGGAUAUUUAUCGUGUUUGUUAUUCCGGUUUACAGGGGAUGACGAUAGACAACAUCUAGACUUUAUUUAG
Messenger RNA from Gaeumannomyces tritici R3-111a-1, 2121 nucleotides. RefSeq lists its product as hypothetical. Gene Ontology annotation, biological process: mitotic spindle elongation; vesicle-mediated transport. The transcript has 2 exons. The record is from RefSeq and is a predicted model, not a curated record. The coding region runs from base 630 to 1847 and encodes 405 amino acids. Gene Ontology annotation, cellular component: Golgi membrane. NCBI's taxonomy places the organism in Eukaryota, Fungi, Ascomycota, Sordariomycetes, Magnaporthales, Magnaporthaceae.